CGUCUGAGCUCAGAGAAGAAGACAGAGGAGGUCUGUGUACAUGCAGAGAAUGAGCGAGCUGCUGAGGAUCACGUUUUUAUAACGGACCUUAAUAACAGUCGAUCCGAACCCGAAGUAAAGUAGCUGCAAGUCUCGGUUCUGCAUCAGAGACUCGCUGCAGCCCGGAGCUGGUUGACCGCGGGAAGCCAGAGCAUCUCUGCGGGAGGAGAUGUACCGUGGUCGGCCUCCGCCGAGAGGAGGCUACCCGCCUCCUUUCGAGGGCCGAGGUCCACCGCCUCCGAGGAAUUACCCGGCACCGGACUACAGAGACGACAGGAACCGACCCAGACACCCGUACCACCCCGACUACCACGACCGUGCUCACCCGGACCCGUACCGCCGCUCCCCACCGCGCAGGAGGUACCCUUCCCCCGGGUCAGGAAGUCACCGAGGGGGAGAGUACUGGGCCGGAGGUCCGCCGAGAGAGAGGUCUCCGUCUCCUCGCGGGCCGGCUCCCCUGGACCACAAACUGCUCAUCACCGUGGGCAACGAGCUGACCGGACCGUCUGGGUCGGCCCCCUCACGGCAUCAUGACAGAGACUACCCUCCUCGACCAGAGUACGAGCGGAGCCGGAGCCGCGGCCGGAGCCGACCUCGCAGCCACAGUCGGGACCGGAGUCCGGACCGGGGCCGGGCCAAGAGUCGGCCACGGAGCAAGAGUCGGCCACGGAGCAAGAGUCGGCCACGGAGCAAGAGUCGCAGUCCGGACCGGAGCCGGGCCAAGAGCCGUGGCAGGAGCAAGAGUCGCCCCCGCAGCAGGUCCAGGUCCAGGUCCAGAGGACGGAGCAGAGGGCGGAGCUACAGCAAAGCAGCCAGCUACGGCCGCAGUAAGAGCCGGCAGAGGAAUCGAAGCCGCAGUGCGAGUAGCAGCUCGAGCUCCAGCAGCCGCAGCGGAGACGACAGCAACAUGAAAUCCCAAAAGAAAGAGUUCAAAGAGCUGGAGACGGCUCGACGCAGGAAGGAGCUGGAGGAGAUGCUGAGUCAGCCGACCAAAUCCAUCCUGAAGAGACGCAACGACUCUGAGGACUCGCCGUCCCUCAGGAGCUCAGACUCUCCCAGAGCUCUGGAAGGCUCCAACAUUUCUCGAGUGGCCGACCAGCUGCUGCUGGCCGUUAAAGGCAUGGAGCCCCACAGGGUGGCCGCCAUGCUGUCAGAGCUGCAGUCCCACCCACACACGACUCAACGCGCCGGCCUCGACGCCGAGAUAAAAGAAAUCCUCCACCUGCUGGGGGGGGCGGCGGGGGCCAGGGCUCAGGAGAAGGAGGAGGACGACAUCGACGACGAAGAGAAAUUCCUGUACGGGGACUCGGAGGAGCCCAAACCUCCACCGGCGUCCGAACCGCUCCAGCAUCACGGGCUGGAUCUGUACGGAGACGUGACAGAGGAGGCUCUGUACGGAGACUACACGCCGCAGAAGGCAUCCGUCUCUCAGACUUACGGCCUCCCUCCGGUGGCCUCUCCUCACCUUCAGGCCCUUCCCACCAUGGGGGAGAUGGGUGGACGGUACCCGAGCCAUCCCGCCAUCGGCCCCGAGCAGAACAUAACGGUGCAGGUGUCGAACCCUACCUGCCCGCCGGGGACAGAGCCACUGGAGGAGGGGGAGCGCCAGGCGCUGGAGGAGUACGAGAAGAUCCAGGACCUGCUGAAGACCAUCGGCCUGGACAUGGACAUGGCCGAGAUCAGCAAGAUGGCAGCCAGGACCAAAGAGCGGCUCCACGGGAACAAGCCGCCACCAAAGACCCCCACACGCCGCCAGCGUUACUCCUCAGACAGCUCGGACGGCAGCCGCCGCAGCCGGGACCGCAGGGGGCGGAGCCACAGCAGCAGCUCCAGCAGCAGCAGCAGGAGUCGCAGCCGCGGGCGCGGAGGCAGCUGGAGCAGUGACGACGGCCCCGGGAAGAGAUCGGCUCCACCCAAACCUCACAAUGACAGAGAGGCGACCGAGACGAAGGCGAAGCGGAGCGACCCGGCACUGCCGCGACAAAUCACCCCCGACCCCAACACCCUCCCCCCUCACCCUGGCGUGCCCAUCCCCACCUACCCACCCCCACCGGUCCACGGCAUGAUGCCCCCUAACUUCCCACCGCCGGGUUACGGCCAGUAUGGAAACUACCUUCCCUACAUGCACCAGCAAUGGCCGCCCAUGUACCCGCCCCCCAACAUGAGCCUGCCCCCACAGACCAGCCCGGACGACUUCUCCCGCGCUCUGCCCUACAAAGAGGUGAAGAGUUGUGUUCAGGACGCCGAGAAGGGGAAAGUGAGCAGCCGGGACAGGAGAGAGUCUGAGGAGCAGAACAACGAGAGCCAGAAACAAAAGGUUCUGGAGGAGAGAGAGAAGCUGAAGCAGGAGAGAGAGGUCAGGAUGAAGAAGAAAGAAUAUCUGAUGAAGGAGCUGGAGAGACUCAGGAAGCAACAAGGCGAGCUCCUGAGGAAGAAGCGGCGGGAGAAGGGUGGCCACAAAGACCCUCUGCUGCAGGAGAUCAGCCACCUGCAGGAGGACGUCAUGACUCAGAUCUCCAACCUACGCAAAGAGCACGAGGCUGCCGAGAAGAAACGCAACGAGAUCGACAAGGUGGCACUCAUCCUCGGCCUGAGCCCGUCCGACCGGCCCCGCAAGACCAGUAAGCUGGUUGAGGACCAGGAGGACGUGCCGCCGCCGCCACAGAAGGAGAAACGGGAGGCAGAGAGGAGUCCUGAUGGACGACAGGCAGCCAGCAGCUCCACGAUAAAGCAGGCCUCAGCGGUGCCGCCUCCAUCGAGAGCGUCCAUGGACAAGACGCCCAUCUGUGCAGCGCCGCCGCCGCCGACUUCGCUCCCGGAUCCGUUUGAAUACUAUGACGCUGGAAACCACUGGUGCAAAAACUGUAAUGUCACCUCUGGUUCAAUGUUUGAUUUUUUCACGCACUUGCAUCACAAAACACAUCGAAAGACUCUGGACCCGUACGACCGGCCCUGGGCUUCCACUCCUAACAAAACUGUCAAGAACACAUCGUCAGAAGAGAAGCUGACAAAACCCGCCAAAGGUUCGGAGUUCUUGCUGCCCGUCAGAGGAUUCUUCUGCCUGCUGUGUAAAGAGUUUUAUGGAGACGCCAUUUGUGCAGAAGAGCACGUCACCACACAUGCUCACAAUGAGAAAUACAAGAAACAAAUGUACGAGAAUCCCUUGUAUGAACAGAGGAGGAACCUGGACCGCCAGGCAGGACUGGCUUUAGAGACCAGUGCAAAGAAACGCAAACAUGACGACGAUGUGAAGGGAAACAAAGACAAGGAUGAAAAGUCCAAACACAAAAAGGAGAAAAAAGACAAGGAGAAAAAGAAGGAAGAGGAUGACACUGUUCUGAACGAAGAGAAAUCCAAAGUUAAAAAGGAGGAGGAAGAGAGGCUGAAGCCAAGCAAGCGAGAGGAGGACUUAAACGAUGCCCGAAGCCUGGAAGAGGAGAAGCCUUUUUACAAUAAGGAAGAUGAAAAUGAAAAGUAUAAAUACAGCAAGAAAGAUGAUAAAUACCGGUACAGCAGAGAGGAAGGGGAGAGGGGGAAAUUCAGCAGAAUAGAUGAAGAUGAUGGAUACAAAUACAGUCGAGAAGGCGAUUAUCGGUACCGGUAUCGCAGGGAUGAAGGAGACAGAUAUGAUGACCAUCCCAGAUAUGGGCCAAGAGGAGAUGAGGACAAGUUUAAACAUGGUAAAUAUUCAGAUUUCAGAUCAAAAUAUGAAAGAGAGAGAGAUGAAGGGAAACCGAAGGCUGAGAAGGAAGCCCCCAAAAAGCUAGAGCCGGCUAAACCAGUAGGGAAACCAGAGGUCACCAAACCUGAACCUCCACCAAAGCCCUAUGACCCACCAAAAGUCUUUUGUGGUCCCAGUCCAGCCAUGAGGGCAAAGCUCCGCAAGCAGAGCCAGGAAGCCGGCAAACCAGCACCUUCAUUUGGGAAGUUCACAUGGAAAAAGAAGGAGAAUAUUCUGGCAACGGAGGCACAGAAAGUGGCGGCGGACUUCAUCAAGGAAGAUGAAGCAGCAGCAAAACAGAGUCCAGUCUCACCAGAGGACUCUUUUGCGAAAUCUAUGGCUGUUGCUCAGGAAAUCGCCCAGAAGUUGGGUGGGCAGCCAAACACAACUUCUCCCUGGGUAUCCAACCAGGCCAGCCGGGGAAGGAUCCGACCUAACCUCCCUGGACCUGCUGCAUUCAUGAGGAAAACAGCCAUGUUGGGUAAACCUGCACCUCUGAACACCUUCCUCUCCAUCAGACCCCAAAACACCAGUAUAUCAGGGCCUCCUUCAAAAGAUGGAUCUAUAUUCCCUGAACCUGCACCUCUGAAUACCCUGCACACAACCAGUCCCCAAAAGACCAGUAUACUUGGGUCUCCUCCAGAAGAUGGACCAAAAUUCCCCAGUCCUCAUGUAAAAGCUGUAAAUGCUCAGAAUGUGAUGCUGGAGGCUAAAGCUCAGCCACCAACCGUGCCAGCAAAGCCAUCUGAGACUAAACUUCUGCUGCCAGAGUCAAGACCUGCAGCACUUGAUGUUAAACCUGCACCAAUACAGGCAGAGCCUGUGCUCUCUCUGGCUAAGUCUUCACCAUCUGAAGCCAAACCUGCAUCAUCUGUGGCUACCACUUCCCCAUGUGAAACCACCCCUGCUCCACCCAUAGUUAAACUUGCACAGUUUGAAGUUAAUUCUACACCACCAGUUUCUAAAUCAGCAUUAUUUGACGUUAAUCCUGCCCCCCCGGUCUCUGAACCCACACCAACUGAGGCAAAGCCUGUGCUGUCUGUGGCUCAGACUUCCCUUCUGUCCUCAACUAAACCUACACAACCAACAAUGAUGAAGAUAGUAUCUGACGUGCCAGCUCCUGGAGUCCCAGAAAAUGAGCAAACUCUUACAGUGUUCGUCAAGCCUCCACCUUUCAUGGCUAAGGGUGAUGGAGCUCAGAAGUCUGAAAAGCUCAAGAGUAACCUGGCUGCAGCCAAACGGCAGGAAUUAUUUGGCAUCUUCUACAGCAGCCUUGGCCAAACGAGUGCCUCCUCCAUCACCAAACCAGCAACAGACAACAGAUCUGAUGGCAAUAGCACCAAUAAAAGUCAACUUCCUACUGCACAAGCACAAAAACCACAACCUCAGAGUCCCUCUCCAACCCAAUCCCAACCUCCAGUUGUGGUCUGUACAUCUCCACAACCAAACUCAAACAAUUCCACCAGCCACCAAACCCAGCCAGAUAUUCAGAUUGCUUCUGUUUGGUCUUUGCAGUCUACACCUGCUGCAGCAUCUGAGGUGGUUCCAUCUGGAACAACGUCACAGCCAGCACAACCAAAACUAAAUCCUCCAGCCCAGUCGGAGGUUCAGAGUGUACCCCAAAAGCAAUCCUCAACUCUUGCGUCAGUUUCCCAGAGUGCCCCACAAACUAAGCCUACGGAGCCGGAACCCCCAACUCAAACUAAGUUCCAGCUCCAACUGAGCCCUCAGAUCCAAACAGAGCCACAAUCUAAACCGCAGUUAGAACAGGAAACUCAGUCCCUGUCCCAUCCACCAACCCAGUCAGAGGUCCAUAGUGUACCCCAGGAACAGUCCUUGAUGCCUAAAUCUAAGUCACAAAUUACCCUACAAACCAAGCCUGCCGAGCUCGAACUAGUACAUCAGACUCAGUCCCCACCCAAACAGAGUCCUCACAUCCAAACAGGGCCUGAAGUGGAAACCCAAUCAGACCAGGGCACUCCACCUCUGUCCUAUCCAGAGACCCAUCCUGACGUAGCUCCAGUACCUGAUCGCAAACCAGGCCCCAAAACUAGAGGCAAGAGAACCCCUCCUGCCCCCUGCCCUGUUCGACAAACCAGAUCCCAAACCAGAUACCAGACCCGGCAGCAGCAGAGCCACUCUGAGCCAGAAACGGUUUCAGGAGACUCUGACUCAGCAGCUUCAGACUCAAAGGGGCUGGACACAUCAGAUCCUGGCUCUGGGUCGCACCCGGAAGAGGGGACACCUUGCGAGCAUGACCCUGAGAUGAUGGAGACCACCCCUGAAAACAUUGGCCUCCCCACAGACAUGACCUCUUUGGACUUUGAAACUGAUUUUAACUUUGAAUAGGAGCUGACCCGACCCGGAAUCUGGGGAGGGGGUUUCUCAAAAAAUGUUUUUUCAUCAAUAAUUUACUGUACUUGAAGGCAGCUGGAAGUGGUGAGAGAGACACUCGCAUUGACAGACUUGCAACUUUCUAAAACGCCUACCAGGUUGAGGUUUAGUGAAACCAUCUUGGUAUCUGUCUUCUCCAGAGUCUGAUGUUUCAGAUGGAUGUCAGUUUCAUUCCCGUGCAUCCAGCACAGAGACUAAACACGACAGAGGAGCUCCCGCACUCUCAAUCAGUCUUAUUGGUGCAGCAGAAUGCAACGUCUGCUGUCUCUUCAAAACAAACAGAAAAACUAGUUUUAUUACUGAUGUGGAUGUUGAGCACCUUGUCAGGUACAUUAGAGGAAACUUCAACUCAAAGUCAUAAAAUAUAACUCAUUCAUUGGGUUUUGAUGUCGGUCUUGACAUCUGACUCUCUGGCAGACAGAAGAAGAGAAAAUGACAAACUGUUCUUUUGAAUUUUAUUUAAGUCUGUUAUAUGUUCACAGAAAAUCUCUGUUCUUUUACCUUUGAGAGUUAAAGUCCUCUACCCCAGUUGUUUUCCUUGUUUUAUACACACUUCUGAUGAUAAAAUACAUCAGUUUUCCUCUAUGCCUUGUGUUGUGACCACUGAUCUGUGGCCAGUGUCACUGUGUCUGAUAAAACUAAUGACUCGUGUUGUAAAAAUCGUUGCUUAAAGUAAAGUUUUAAUAAAAGUAAAUGAGGAAACAACAGA
Molecule: messenger RNA, 6863 nt
Organism: Acanthopagrus latus (yellowfin seabream)
Lineage: Eukaryota; Metazoa; Chordata; Actinopteri; Spariformes; Sparidae
Product: zinc finger protein 318-like
Exons: 10
Coding region: 209-6109 (1966 amino acids)
Biological process (GO): negative regulation of DNA-templated transcription; positive regulation of DNA-templated transcription
Cellular component (GO): nucleoplasm
Molecular function (GO): nucleic acid binding; zinc ion binding
Source: RefSeq, a predicted model, not a curated record